Oncorhynchus keta (chum salmon) is the source of this 2170-nucleotide messenger RNA. RefSeq names its product oocyte zinc finger protein XlCOF22-like. The coding region runs from base 214 to 1851 and encodes 545 amino acids. Gene Ontology annotation, biological process: regulation of transcription by RNA polymerase II. Lineage: Eukaryota; Metazoa; Chordata; Actinopteri; Salmoniformes; Salmonidae. Gene Ontology annotation, molecular function: DNA-binding transcription activator activity, RNA polymerase II-specific; RNA polymerase II cis-regulatory region sequence-specific DNA binding. The record is from RefSeq and is a predicted model, not a curated record. Gene Ontology annotation, cellular component: nucleus. The transcript has 3 exons.
GUCAAAUCCGGCGAAGAUGAUAACAGUAGUAGGCUGGCGUAAAUGUGGCUGGUGUAAGAACACAACAGUUUACAACAGAUAUCCCAUCCCCUUCAUUCUCGAUCGGAAAACGGUUCGGUUACGUACCGCAAAUGUAUUUCUCUUGCUACGAGCAAUGUAGGCUGAUGAAACGGAACAGACGGCAAAACUUCGUAAAACUACACAUUAUUCUACAUGGACAAAGACAAGUUCGCUGUGAGCCAUGACCCAUGCUCUUGGUUGGAGAUGCACCAGUUCAUUGGAGACCUGAUGGUGUCUGGGGGGGCUCUGGGGCUAAAAGACGCCCCACCAGCAGGCCCAGGCUCAGCCCAGCCCAGACAGGUCCAGGCCCAGGCAGAGAGCAUUAGAGAGGCCAGAGACAUCAGUGGACAAGCUCAGCACCAUACCUGCACUUGCCCUGGAUGCCCCUACUCUUCAUCUUCCUCCAUCCAGACCAUAAAGCCCAGCAGCACCUACAACCCAGAGCUCAGUCAGCCCCAGAGUCAGGCAAAGGAUACCAGCACCCAGAGCCCAGCCCCUACCACUCUCACCACCCAGGGUACUUCUUCACCAAGUCCCCUGCCCCAAAUCCCCACCUUCCCUUGUUUCUGCUGCCGCAGGGGCUUCCAGACCUGCACCCAGCUACAGCACCACCAACAGGGGGCAGCAGACUUUCCCUUCUCCCAGACACACACCUACUACCACCACCACUGCCCCCUUACCAUCUGCCUGCCCCACCACCACUCCCACCCUGGCCUGUCCCCUGGCACCUUCCCCUGCCUGUCCUGCCAGCAUUCCUUCCCCUCCUGCUCCCAGCUCUUCCACGAGCAUCAGGGCCACACCCCCCCCCAGAACAAUGUUGGAGGGGUGACCAUAGUGUCCCCUACCCUACACCCAUGCAUGCACUGUCCAGCCUCCUUCCCCCGACCCUCUCAGCUGCUACAGCACCAGCGCACCCAGCACGCUCACAAGGCUGGCGGCUUCCUGUGCACUGAGUGCGGGCGCGCCUUCAACUCCCACUCCAACCUCCGCAUCCACCUCAACGUACACACCGGCGCCCGGCCCUACUCAUGCCCUGACUGCGGCAAGAGUUUCAGCCAGUCGGGAGCUUUGAAGAUCCACCGUCGCAUCCACACUGGGGAGAGACCCUAUACCUGCACCUACUGUGGGAGGGGCUUCCCCCACCUGGCCGGGGUCCGGGCCCACCAAAGGACCCACACAGGUGAGAAGCCCUACCGCUGCACCCAGUGUGAGAAGUGCUUCACCCAGUCGGGGGCACUGAAGAUCCACACAAGGAUCCACACGGGGGAACGACCGUUUGUGUGUAGCCUCUGUGGGAAGGGCUUCUCCAACCGCUCCGGCAUCCGCUUCCACCAGCGCACUGUCCAUGGGAUGGGGUCGGAUAUGGGAGGGGGUGGAGGAGCCGGUGGGUCCCAUAGGGGGAGACAGAGUCUAGGCAGCUCAGCUGCUGUGGGAUGCCCCAGUGCCAAUCCAAACCAGUUACACAACAGCCCCCAUACUGAUGUGACCACCAGCAUUACUCCUGCACCGACAAAAAUCCUUUCCCCAGGGUCUCUCCUUGCUCCUCCAGGAUCAGGUCUGACUGUAACCUCAGACAAAGAGGCCCAGUUCCAGUCUAGCGGUGUGAAGAUCCCCUCCGGAAGAGCAGAACCAGGCAGUAGCAGGGAAGGAAGGGCUCAGCUGUACACCUGUGAGGACUGUGGGCUGCUUUUUGGGGACGCUCCCUCCAGAAACCGACACCAAACUGUAGUGCACUACUCUACAGAAGGGGUAGAGGAGGAGGGCCUGGGGGACACUGGGGGGGAGGGGUGAGAGAGAUGGUAGAUGGAAGCUUGAUGCAGUACAUCGUUGGAUCAAAGGCUAAGGGAGAGGUGGGUGAAAAUGGAAAGGUGAGAAGAGGCAGAAAGCUUGAGACUCAUCGAGGAAAAAUAAUAUGUAAAUGCAUGGUGGUGAAGGGAGGUGAGAAGAAAGUUAAUUCCACAGUGAACAAUAAACACUCUAUCAAUGGGAUAUAUUACUUAUUUGAGAUUGAAUUUCCACUUUAAAAGAUGUACUAAUUUUGGGAGUCCAAUUUUCUGUUUGUCAAAAAGCCAAGUACCAUGAUUAGGCUACUAAAGAUGAUUAUUUGAGA